UUUAUUAAACUCACCAAACAACAAAAAAUAUUUACAAGGUUUGAUGCAAGUGGUUUGUGGCAUCCAGCAGGUGGUACUGUUGCAAAUAAAAGCAUUUCCAUUAUAUAGUAUAACCUUGGUUAGCGUCAUUAAUUCGUUCCAUUAAUUCGUUCCAUUCAACAAAUGACAAAAACUUCAACACAAAACACCUGUUACAUGCAGCAUUCAAAUACAUACAUGCAUUCAAAAUGCAUAUAAAUUGGGGCUGUCAAUCGAUUAAAAUAUUUGAUCAUGAUUAAUCACAUUUUUUUGUCCAUAGUUAACUCACAAUUAAUCGCAUUUAAUCGCAGAUGGAAAUAAGUUUUUAUGCAAUUUCAUGUAAAGGGAUAUCAAUUUGUGAACUUUGGGCCAUUAUUUAAAACAAUACAGUCAGCAAGCAUAUUUUUGUAUUACUAUUUUUCUUUAUUAUUAGCAUAGUAGCUCUUAAACUCGCCCAUAAAAGUUCAGCAAAUACAAAAUGUGAGCAAGUGAGACCGCUCACACUAACAUGUUUUUGUUUCUUUGUGUCAGCUCAAAAUAAGAUUUGUGUAUUUAUGAUACUGGUUUUAAAUUCAAAAUGUUUAUGUAAAAAAGCCUAUUUAGUAGCAUUCAGAAAGCAUUAUUAUUAAAUAAUUGCCUCAAUGCACCUUUCCUUCAUGAAAUGUACAAAUGAAAAUACCCAAAACACAGGGCAAUAGUCAUAAAACAUUUCAUCCAAAUUGUAAACCUAAUGUGAUUUCAUUUCUCUUUUAAAACACAUUCAAAUACAUAGAAAUUAACCAUUAUAUUACUGUAAAUAUGAUUUUGUUACAAUACUAACUAUUUUCAGUUUUUGAAUGUGCGAUUUGUCCUACUUUUUCGACUGUCAUUGAACGCACCGACUCACCCUUCACCAAUGCAAAGAGGGCUGUAUGGAUGUAUUUGGAUGUAUCCCCCCCCCCCCCUUUUUUUUUUCUUUCACCUCAUACUUGCUCCCGAAUGCUGAUACUAUGUGGGAAUGCAUAGAGAUUUCGACGAGUGCGAGGAAGACUUGGACUACAAUAUUCUAUGUUCCAUUUACUCUGUUUGUGUGAACACCAUUGGCAGCUUCAGAUGCGAUUGUCUCGAUGGUUUCCAAAGAAAUGAGGAAUACUGUGAAGAUAUAAAUGAAUGUGCGGAAAGCAACGUAUGUGGACCUUGGGCCACAUGCAUUAAUACCGUACCACGCUAUGAUUGUGUGUGCAAUGAAGGAUUUGUCUGGAAAAAUAAUUCUUGUCACGAUGUGAAUGAGUGUCUGCAAGCAUUUCAUUGCGGCCAUGAAAAGAUAUGCAUCAACACGCAAGGCAGCUAUUACUGCGCCUUGUUAGAGUUCCCCACCGGUUUCUCAGAAGAAAAGCCAUCUGAAGACAUAUGUUUGUCAUAUGACUGCGGAAAUGGAACCUGCCACAUCGGAGCCAGUGGCCAUUACUGUGAAUGCCAUGUAGGGUUCACCAAUUAUGACAACAACACUGCACCUUGCACGGCAUUAAACUGCGAUGCGUUCAAGGACACGGAGGAUCUGAAAGUGAAUCUUCCCAUUGCACGUGAUCUCAUAAUACAGCUGGAAGGAAACUGUGGGGAUCCAAAAGGCUUGGAUGCGGAGAUGCUACUCUCGGCACUCUUGGAUAUAAUUGAUCAGAUCUUAUCAACUGGAGUCCUGACAAAUAACAGGAAAGUGUCCAUCUUUCUGGACUUUGUGGAGAGAGUUCUGAAAAUGAUAGGAUCUUUCAUAAACUCCCCCAGGGAAAAAAGAUCCACUAACAAAACAGAAUUGGAGCUUCUUUCCUACAAAGGAUCCGUGUCACCCAAGGAGGUUGUGAAAUUAUCAACCAAGCCAGUCGAGUUAGAUAUCCACUUGGAAACAGUGGCUGGAGAUUCCUCGCAGGUCCAAGGCUGUUCAACCGUGUUCCUGCUCAGCUACGCAAACCUGGAGGACUUCACUGAAGGCUUCUACAGCAGCAUGAAUGUGCAGGCAAAACAGAGGUUCAUCAUCAACUCCAAAGUAGUGACCGUCUCCGUCACCAACACCAACACGAGUCACCUGGAAGAGCCGGUCACGCUGACUUUUCACCACAUCAAACAGGUGAAUGGUAGCAACCACGUCUGUGUGUUCUGGAAUGGCUCCCAAGAUGGGGGCUCCUGGUCUUCUAGCGGCUGCACCCAGGUGGAGUCCAACCCUGAAUUCACCGUGUGUUCCUGCAACCACUUGAGCUCCUUUGCUGUGCUAAUGGCCCUCUACGACGUAGAGUAUAGGUUUGAGUUGCAGCUGUUGACCAGGUUGGGCUUGUCCCUGUCACUCGUUUGCCUGCUAGUGUGCAUCCUGACGUUCUCGCUCAUCCGCACCAUCCAAAGCUCCAGGAACACCAUCCAUUUGCACCUGUGCAUCUGCCUUUUCAUCGCCAUACUCCUCUUCCUUGGAGGCAUCUCCUGUACAGAGAACCAGAUCGUCUGUUCAGUGGUGGCCGGCCUUCUUCAUUUCUUCUUCCUGGCAUCCUUCUGCUGGAUGUGCAUGGAAGGCGUGCAGCUCUUCAGGAUGGUCAUCCUGGUGUUCCACACCAACCUUCAGACCGUCUACUUGAUGGCAGGCGGCUACGGCAUCCCGGCUGCAAUUGUGGGUGUCUCGGUUUUUGUCAACCCCAAUGGAUACGGCACAGAGAAAUAUUGCUGGUUAAAUCUGGAAUUCAUUUGGACUUUUUGGAUCCCGGCGUGUGUCAUCAUUGCUAUAAACUUGGUCUUUUUCAUUAUUACCAUUUGGAAGCUGGCGCAAAAGUUCACAGAUUUAAACCCAGAUUUGGACACCUUGGCCAGGAUAAAGGUAUUCACCGGUACUGCAAUAGCCCAGCUGUGUGUGCUGGGCAUCACGUGGAUCUUUGGCUUUUUCCAAUUUGGGGAGAGAACAAUAGUGAUGUCUUACCUGUUCACCAUCUUCUCCAGCCUCCAGGGGCUCAUGCUUUUCAUUGUGCACUGCCUUUUCUCCAAACAGGUCAGGGACGAGUAUGGAAAAUUCCUGUGCAGAUUCUGUGCACCUCAGAAGAAGAAAAACUACAGAGAAUUAAGCUCACAUUCCAGCAAACAACAGGCAUACAAGAGCAGCCAGGAAACGGUACAGUCACGCCUCUGAGGAGCGCAAUACUCGCCUUCUUCCGUCAUACUCAACAACCGCUGGCCAUCAUUGAUUUGCAGUUGAUGCACCGAUCUGCAAAAUGAUAUCAACUGCAGUAUUUUUCACUGUGACUGUUUUGGAAGCUACUGACAUGGAAAUGUUAAUCGUGUCACAGUAAUUCGGUAUUCUGUUGUCUGAACUGAGAAAUUAUUGAAUCAAUAUGUUCAAAGGACACAACCCCAAGUGCAUAAUGGGCUUUAUGCAUAUUACUCCCAUUUGUUUCAUAAGUGGAUUUAAACCAAAUUAUCCAAAUGAUUAAUAAUUGUAUCAAGCCUGUCAGCUUGUGUCACCCAGGUACUGUAUCUAAUUAGGCCAGAUAAGCUCUUGUUAGUGUCUCUGAUGUGAUUUAUUUUGUAUGUAUAUGUUGUUUAUUGUUUUCCUGGCGUUUUCCACUGUAUAAAAUGUAUAUUUGUUAGUGACAAUACAUUAAUUAUUCAGGAUACUAAAGUAUUUGUUUGAAUAACAAUCAUAUACAAUAUUUAUCAAGAAUAUUUUGCUCCUUUACACAACCACAAAGGCCUUACAUCCGCAUUGUAUCAGAGUGGUUCCGCAUCAUGGUGCAACAAGUCAUAACAGUUUCCUGUGUGUCAUCUAACCGAUCGCCAGUAUCUGUGAUUGAGAGCUUUGUACUGUACUAGGUGUUUUCCACAGACAGUGGAUGCCCCAACAAAGUCGAUGAUUCUUCAUAAAGACUGCGGACUCUCCAUGAUCCGACUGAAUUCACCGAUUCAAGUCGACGGAUUGAGUGCAGACUCGUAAUGAUUGAAUUGGUUAACUGACUUGAGACUCACUAGAAAAAGAGUCGAUUCUGUAGUAUGACUCAGUAAAGAAACUGAGACGACUCAUUGGUCCCAGAUGCGUUAUCAUUUGAUUUAGUGAGUGAAGUAAUAUGUUGAAUAUUGCAACACCACUGGCUUUGAACACGUUUGUGUCCCACUGUGACUCUUAGAUUGUUGUAAUCACUUAUUUUUGUUUAAAUGUUUCUCAAAAUUAAAAUAUUUUAAUCGA
Molecule: messenger RNA, 4207 nt
Organism: Doryrhamphus excisus (bluestripe pipefish)
Lineage: Eukaryota; Metazoa; Chordata; Actinopteri; Syngnathiformes; Syngnathidae
Source: RefSeq, a predicted model, not a curated record